This is a messenger RNA of Trichoplax adhaerens, 672 nucleotides long. RefSeq lists its product as uncharacterized. Gene Ontology annotation, cellular component: cytoplasm. Lineage: Eukaryota; Metazoa; Placozoa; Uniplacotomia; Trichoplacea; Trichoplacidae. The record is from RefSeq and is a predicted model, not a curated record. The coding region runs from base 1 to 672 and encodes 223 amino acids. Gene Ontology annotation, molecular function: zinc ion binding; carbonate dehydratase activity. The transcript is spliced from 6 exons.
AUGAAACUGGGCUAUAAAACAGAACUUUUCACUGUCAAAAAUAAAUUAGAGACAAAGAAUCGUAAAUGUAUUAAGCGGCGACUAGAGCACCGAAAUUUAAGCCCUAAAACUUGGGGUCAGUGUUUUCAAACAUGCAAGGGACAUCUUCAAUUGCCUAUCAACAUUGCCUACUCUGACAUUCAAUACAUCCAAGGACUUGCUCUGGAUUUGCUUGGUUUCGAAGAAACGACUAAUCAAACUUUGCUGUUAUUGAAUAACGGACACACCGCACAUGGGCCAGAUAAUAAUGUUGGAUCAGAAACAUUUUUAAAUAACUUGCAAUAUCCUCUAGAGGAGCAUAUAGUCUUCGCAAACACCCGCUACAAUGAAUUUCUUGAAGCUGCCAAUAGCUCUGAUGGACUUUCUAAUUUAUACCAAGUUGGAAAAUAUGGCUACGCACUGAACCCAAUUAUUGAUAAUCUAAAGUAUAUCAAACAUCGAGCACAAUCAUAUCCGUUUAGCGGUCUAAAGAUUCGUUCCAUCAUUAAUCAAAAUGCUGCAAGCUUUGCAUUUAAUGGAUCUCUAACUACACCACUAUGUACUGAAAAUGUUGCCUGGCAUGUUAUGGCCCACACGUUGGAAUUAUCACAGGCUCAGGCGAGAAUUUCUAUAUGUUAUGGAUUGCCUUACUAG